This is a messenger RNA of Sitodiplosis mosellana (orange wheat blossom midge), 885 nucleotides long. RefSeq lists its product as uncharacterized. The transcript has 3 exons. The coding region runs from base 156 to 650 and encodes 164 amino acids. Lineage: Eukaryota; Metazoa; Arthropoda; Insecta; Diptera; Cecidomyiidae. The record is from RefSeq and is a predicted model, not a curated record.
UUGAUAACAUUAUUUCAGAUAAAUAUAGCUUGGAAAUGUUUACAUUGUGAAAUCUUGUGUAUUAAACGUACAUUUGCAUUCGUUUGAGCCACAUCACUUUAAUAAAUCACUCAAAGCAGAGUUUUUAUUUGUUUGUGAACGUAAAAUAAAUCAGAAUGUUCUUUCGAAUCGUAGUAUGGAUGUUUCGUGAGCGUAGAAAACGUAAAAAACCACAACCUCACGAUAUUACCGCUGUGGAACGCCAAGAGAAACUAAGUGAUGAAAUCGACGGUAAAUCAGAGUCAAGUUUUGCCAAACGUCCGAUCACAUACGAUUUGCUUUGUAUGUGGGGCUUACUUGAAACAUUGAUCCUAGCAAGUGUGAUGAUGUUCAAAGAGCAGGACUAUAAAGACAACUUUACGCAUGGACUUUGUGCAACCCACGAAUGCAAAAAACUUGUGUUCAAUGCAUUAAUAUACAAAAUUGUCUGUUCCAUUCUGCUGACGAUUGGCGCAAGAACAGAGAUUACUAUACUCAUGCUUCCGUGGUUCAUAUUCAAUAUAGCAGGUGUGUUUCCAUUUUUAUCAGUGAUCAUAUCAUCUUUUUGGCGUUUUAAAGAAGUGAAAAAAUUUCCAGCAUUAAAUUGGGCUUUUAAAAUCCUGUUCGAAUGAAUGAAAAAUAUAUGAGCUAACUAAAUACAGCUGAAAUGGAUGGAUGGAUGCAUACUAAAAUGUGGAACAAAAAGUUAUUGGGACAGAAAUUUACACAUUUUCGAAACAAUAGUUUUGAUUUUGCCCUUUUUCUUUCUUUUAUCGAAUCGUUUGGGUAAACUUUAAAAAUAUUCAACCAUUUGACUAUAUUUUCAAAGCAUUUUUAUACUAAGAAUAAAGGAUUUUAUCACAUACA